AUGACGGAUCCCUUGAAGACCUUCGAUACCGCAUCUCCCUCGAAAUCGUCCAAUUCACCUUCCGUUUCUCAGAAGAAAUACCCAAUUGCUGGAAUUCUCACCACGGUCUUCGGCCUCGAUGAAAUCCCGUCUCACGCUUCCGAGAUUGCUUGUCUCUGGCUCCUGCACCCAAGGUUGGCGACCCAGGAGCGAAUGACGGGUUUCGCAACGGCCGUUAUUGCGGAUUGGAAUCACAGGAUUAAAGAUGGUCGUGCCGGUCCGAUUAAGGGUCUGAUUGCUGUCUCAUUCGAUCAAAGAAACCAUGGCACAAGAUUGGUCGAUCCCCUCGCCAAUGAGGCGUGGAGAGAAGGAAACCCUCGACAUGCGCAGGAUAUGUUUUCCAUUUUCCAGGGAACCGCGCGCGACGUGUCAUUACUGAUGGACUAUCUCCCGGCCUACGUGUUUCCCCAAGGCGAACGCACGAUCUCCAAACAUAUGGUGCUGGGAGUAUCCCUAGGGGGCCAUGCAGCGUGGAGCUGUCUCCUUCAUGAACCCCGUGUGAGCGCCGGCGUGGUCAUCAUCGGCUGUCCCGACUAUGUAAAUCUUAUGCGACCCCCGGGGUCUCGGAUUCUAGGCUCUGAAGCAUUUCCCUCCUCUCUCCUGGAGACUAUCUCUAAACUUGACCCAGCGAGCAUUUUUCUGAGAUAUGUCAAUCCUAAUUCGGACGCUGGGCCCCUUCGAAACCAUCCUCUGCCUGAGCCGACUGAAAAUGAAAAACAAGCUCUGCUGCCGGUGCUUAGGCGCUGUCUGGCUGGCAAGAAGAUUCUCAACCUAUCCGGGGGCGCGGAUAAACUGGUUCCCUACCACCGUGGGGAAGUUUUCCUGACUUGGUUGAAGAAGGCUAUUGCUCCAGAUGGUUGGUUUGCAGAUGGUGCUGUUACAUUCGAAGACAUCAUUGAUGAGAAAGCUGGCCACGAGGUCACCCCGAAAAUGGUGGACGAAGCUGUCCGGUUCAUAAGUGAGACGCUUGCCUCCAGUGAUGAGGCCCAAAAGAGUUCGUACGUCCGCGAAUCCAAAAUAUAAACCAUUAGAGCAAUCAAAUAUGAUUAUUCCUACAUUCCCCAAAUCGACUCAAAAUUAUACUGUAAGGGAAAG
This is a messenger RNA of Aspergillus novofumigatus IBT 16806, 1134 nucleotides long. RefSeq lists its product as uncharacterized. NCBI's taxonomy places the organism in Eukaryota, Fungi, Ascomycota, Eurotiomycetes, Eurotiales, Aspergillaceae. Bases 1 to 1062 code for a protein of 353 amino acids. The transcript has 3 exons. The record is from RefSeq and is a predicted model, not a curated record.